Meira miltonrushii is the source of this 1038-nucleotide messenger RNA. Its product is annotated as protein kinase A catalytic subunit. Gene Ontology annotation, cellular component: cAMP-dependent protein kinase complex; nucleus. Lineage: Eukaryota; Fungi; Basidiomycota; Exobasidiomycetes; Exobasidiales; Brachybasidiaceae. Gene Ontology annotation, molecular function: cAMP-dependent protein kinase activity; ATP binding. Bases 1 to 1038 code for a protein of 345 amino acids. Gene Ontology annotation, biological process: peptidyl-serine phosphorylation. The transcript has a single exon. The record is from RefSeq and is a predicted model, not a curated record.
AUGCCUGCCGCACAUCAAGCAGCCCAAGCAGCAGCCGUAGUUGCAGCCACACCGCAAAGAAAGAAAUUAUCAGGACGAUAUGCUCUUUCUGAUUUCGCAGUAGAGAGAACUUUGGGAACAGGUAGUUUUGGCCGUGUUCACUUGGUCAGAAGUAGGCAUAAUGGACGGUUCUAUGCAAUCAAAGUUCUUCGAAAAGAGCAAGUUGUACGCAUGAAACAGGUCGAACACACAAAUAGCGAAAGAGCUGUUCUGGAAGUCGUCAGACAUCCAUUCUUGGUCAAUUUAUGGGGCACAUUCUCUGACCCAACGUUCUUGUAUAUGGUCAUGGACUUUGUGCCCGGAGGAGAGCUGUUUACACUUUUACGUAAGUCCCAAAGGUUCCCACAUCCGGUCGCUAAAUUCUACGCAGCAGAAGUAGCAUUGGCAAUCGAUUAUCUGCAUCAAAAUGGCUUCAUUUAUCGUGAUUUGAAGCCGGAAAAUAUCCUUCUGAGCGCUGAUGGACAUCUAAAGAUUACCGAUUUCGGAUUUGCCAAGUAUGUUCCAGAUGUCACUUGGACGCUUUGUGGAACGCCGGAUUAUCUUGCGCCAGAGAUCGUAUCUUCUAAAGGAUACAACAAAAGUGUCGAUUGGUGGGCAUUGGGUGUAUUGUUAUUCGAAAUGUUGGCAGGACAUCCACCUUUCUUUACCGAAGACGGCAAUCCGAUCAAAUUGUACGAAAAGAUUAUCGCAUGCAAAGUUCGUUAUCCGCCAUACUUUGAACCAGCAGCAAAAGAUUUGUUAAAGUCUUUAUUGACGGCCGAUCUAACGAAACGAUUUGGAAAUCUUCACCGUGGAUCAAAAGAUAUCUUUGGACACCUUUGGUUUGCCGAAGUGGAUUGGGAUAGACUUUACAGACGUGAAAUUCCUGCGCCUUAUUUGCCAACCGUAUCCACAGAUGGUGACGCAAGUCAAUUUGAACGUUAUCCCGAAAACGAUUUGGCCGAAUAUACGAUGCACGAUGCUCCAGAUGUUUAUGGACAUUUAUUCGUCGACUUUUAG